Phragmites australis (common reed) is the source of this 942-nucleotide messenger RNA. RefSeq lists its product as uncharacterized. Lineage: Eukaryota; Viridiplantae; Streptophyta; Magnoliopsida; Poales; Poaceae. The transcript has 3 exons. The coding region runs from base 54 to 443 and encodes 129 amino acids. The record is from RefSeq and is a predicted model, not a curated record.
AAAAAAAAGGCGCUUUUAAGCCUAUCGGACAGUCUGGUGGCUACCGUACAAAAAUGGCCCAAUCUACCGCGCUCCUCUCGUCUCCACCGUCCGCCGCCGCACGCCGCCAUGUGGAGAGCGCGGAGGCGAGGGCCAGGGUGUUCAAGCUCGGCCUGGCCGCCGUGCUGACCUAUGGGCUGUUCGACGCCGUCACUUACACGGCCUUCUUCGUGCUCGCCUUCCUCGGCUACGAGAGGAGCACCGACAAGAACCCCGCAGCCAAUCUCAAGGCCUUGCUCGGGGUAGGUGGACAGCAGAAGUUGAUUGGUAAUUACCCUGUGCUGUUUCCUUCAGGAACACCAGGAUGUGCUGCAGUGGAAAAACUGAUGCCUUGUGCAGUAAAUCUUGACAGCAGAAAGAGAAGUAUGCAGUUAAAUAGGAGACACCUUGGCGUCAAUGCUUGAUCCGGUAAAUUUUUGGUCUUGACAGCAAUAAAUUUAUAAGGUUCAUUCCUCCACUGUUGGCUAGUUCCAGGCCUGUGCUUUUCUUGCCCUGCCUUCCCUGUCUAUAUUUCUAACCACAUCAGACAAGCAUCACUGUGUUAGUACACUGCAGCAAAAGAGAGACAGAGAGAACAAGUGUAGCAGUGCUACAACUCGGUAAUAAAAUAGAGCUCAAACCUGGAGGUGGCUUUUCAGAUGGUACAGGGCGAGGCCUUUCAGUCCCAUCAACCUGAGCACCGACUUGGGCGUUGCUUCUGUUUCAGGCAGCACAUUCAAAUUGAAAACAGUUGGUUAGUGGUUACUCUAUAUUUCAUAUGCUCAAGGAAGCAAAAUUCAGAUAAAUGAGGUUCUUGGCACUGGUUUUGUCUGCUGCAUUCUGGCCAUGUAAAUCGUGACAAACUGAGUACCAAAUUGCAAGCUCAGAAACCUGUGCCAUGCAGUUAUGCAAAUUGACCAUGUA